UUGCGGAGAUCAAAAAUUUUAGUUUGCGUUGUGUUGUGAUGUGAGGAAUAUCUUCCAACAUGGCUGGAACAGGUCCUAAAGUAGCUGAAACCCCAUUAGAAUUAUUAACAAAUAAUGACGCUCUCCAACCUUCUAUUUUUCACAAUGUUUGGGGUUAUUUAGUUGGAGGUUCUCUAAGUUUAGGUGCAACUUUAUAUGCCAAUUAUGGUUCUAAAAGACCAGUGAUGAGCGGUUUACAUAGAAUUGCUGCCUUCACAAUUCUUGGAGCCAUAGCUGGAAAUUACAUGGACAAUUUAAAGAAAGACUAUGACGCAGAAAGAGAUGCUGUUCUUCGUCACUAUGUACAGCUGCAUCCAGAAGAUUUCCCACCAUUUGAAAGAAAAAAAUAUGCUGAAGUUUUUCAACCUUGGGUCCCUAUUCGUUAAUAAGGUAGUAAUAUCCCAAGUUGUAUUAUAUAGUUAAAAAGAAAUUUAGGUUCA
Molecule: messenger RNA, 479 nt
Organism: Harmonia axyridis
Lineage: Eukaryota; Metazoa; Arthropoda; Insecta; Coleoptera; Coccinellidae
Gene: ND-B14.5B
Product: NADH dehydrogenase [ubiquinone] 1 subunit C2
Exons: 3
Coding region: 60-425 (121 amino acids)
Biological process (GO): mitochondrial electron transport, NADH to ubiquinone
Cellular component (GO): mitochondrial inner membrane
Source: RefSeq, a predicted model, not a curated record